Molecule: messenger RNA, 1497 nt
Organism: Staurois parvus
Lineage: Eukaryota; Metazoa; Chordata; Amphibia; Anura; Ranidae
Source: the annotation of a GenBank genome assembly
GGUGGCUUUAGAGGAAGAAAUGAAGAUGUAGGGGUGGAAUCUGGUAAAGGUCAAGAAGGAUUUGAACCUUCUGAACAAGGUCCAAAGGUGACCUAUAUUCCACCCCCUCCACCUGAAAAUGAAGUUGAUAUUUUUAGACAUUACCAGAGUGGCAUUAACUUUGACAAAUAUGAUGACAUUGUGGUUGAGGUCUCUGGAAAUGAUGUUCCACCAGCAAUACUGACAUUUGAAGAAGCAAAUCUUUGUGACACGCUCGCAAAAAAUGUGGACAAAGCUGGAUAUGUAAAAUUGACUCCUAUACAGAAACACAGUAUACCUAUUGUCAUGGCUGGUCGUGAUUUAAUGGCUUGUGCACAGACAGGAUCUGGAAAAACGGCGGCUUUUCUUUUGCCAAUUUUGGCUCACUUGAUGGUUAAAGGCGUUCAGUCUAGUGCAUUCCAAACUUUAAAAGAGCCUGAAGCAAUUAUUGUUGCUCCUACAAGAGAACUGAUUAAUCAGAUCUAUCUAGAAGCUCGUAAAUUUGCAUAUGGAACAUGUGUGCGCCCAGUUGUGAUUUAUGGAGGUACGCAGAUGUGGCACUCUUUAAAACAGAUUUCUGAAGGAUGCAACAUACUUUGUGCAACCCCUGGAAGAUUAUUGGAUGUCAUCAGGAAAGAGAAGAUUGGUUUAACUAAAUUACUCUACCUUGUGUUGGAUGAAGCUGACCGUAUGUUGGACAUGGGUUUUAGAGAGGACAUUGAGAAUUUGCUACAAAAUCCAGGAAUGCCUCCUAAACAAAACAGACAAACAUUAAUGUUCAGUGCUACAUUUCCCGCAAACAUACAGAGCCUUGCCAGAGAAAUUUUGAAGCCAGAUUACUUGUUUGUUGCGGUUGGCCAAGUUGGUGGUGCCUGCAGUGAUGUGGAACAGCUGAUCAUCGAAGUUGAAGAAUUUGGGAAGAAAGACAAAUUGAUGGAAAUCCUACAGGAGAUAGGUAGUGAACGCACAAUGGUGUUUGUGAAAACGAAGAAGAAAGCCGAUUUCAUUGCUAUGUGUCUCUGUCAGGAAAAAGUCCCAUCAACCAGCAUUCAUGGUGACCGAGAACAAAGGGAGCGAGAGACAGCCCUAAGGGAGUUUAGAACAGGACAGUGUCCCAUAAUUGUAGCCACAUCUGUUGCUGCCAGGGGACUGGAUAUUGAAAAUGUUAGUUAUGUCAUCAAUUUUGAUAUCCCAGAUGAUAUAGAUGAAUAUGUUCACAGAAUUGGACGUACUGGACGCUGUGGCAAUACAGGAAAAGCAAUCUCAUUCUUUGAUAAAAGAGGUGACGACGAACAAAGAAUUGCUCGUUCACUUGUAAAAGUUUUGUCUGAUGCACAUCAAGAAGUACCUGCUUGGCUUGAAGAGGUUGCCUUCAGUGCCCAUGGGACGCCUGCCUAUAAUCCACGAUCAAAUAAGUUUGCAUCCACAGAUGACAGAAAGGUAAAGAGGGAAAAUAUGGUUCUGAAGUCUAGGCCCUAA